Manis javanica (Malayan pangolin) is the source of this 2238-nucleotide messenger RNA. RefSeq names its product amine oxidase copper containing 3. The record is from RefSeq and is a predicted model, not a curated record. Gene Ontology annotation, molecular function: quinone binding; copper ion binding; primary methylamine oxidase activity. Gene Ontology annotation, biological process: response to antibiotic; amine metabolic process. Gene Ontology annotation, cellular component: plasma membrane; endoplasmic reticulum; Golgi apparatus. NCBI's taxonomy places the organism in Eukaryota, Metazoa, Chordata, Mammalia, Pholidota, Manidae.
AUGGUUGUCUCCAUUAUUUUGUCCCUGUGUAGUGUUCUGGUGAUAGUGGCUGUGGGUGGGACUAGGAAUGAGGAAGGUGUUGAGAGGGAAUGUAGACCCAGCCUGCCACCCCGCUGCCCUCCCUUACCCAGUAGUGCCCAGCCCCGGACACACCCAGGGUUUGCAGACCUGAGCCGAGAGGAGCUGAUGGCUGUGAUGAGCUUUCUGACCCAGCAGCUGGGCCCCCCCGGCCUGGUGGAUGCAGCCCAGGCCCGCCCCUCGGACAACUGUGUCUUCUCGGUGGAGCUGCAGCUGCCCCCCAAGGCUGCAGCCCUGGCCCAUCUGGACAGGGGGAGACCCCCACCUGCCCGGGAGGCACUGGACAUCGUCUUAUUUGGUGGACAAGCCCAGCCCAACGUGAGUGAGCUGGUGGUGGGGCCUCUGCCGCACCCCACCUACAUGCGGGAUGUGACCCUGGAGCGUCACGGGGGCCCCCUGCCCUAUCACCGACGCCCCAUGCGGCUCCGGGAGUACCUGGACAUAGACCAGAUGAUUUUCCGCAGAGAGCUGCCUCAGGUUGCUGGGCUUCUGCACCACUGCUGCUUCUACAAACGCCAAGGAGGCAACCUGGUGAUGAUGAUCACAGCGCCCCCUGGUUUGCAGUCGGGGGACCGGGCUACCUGGCUGGGCCUCUACUACAACAUCUCAGGGGCUGGGAUUUAUCUGCACCCCGUGGGGCUGGAGCUGCUGGUCGACCACAAGGCCCUGGACCCUGCCCACUGGACCAUCCAGAAGGUGUUCUUUCAAGGCCGCUACUAUGAGAGUCUGGCUCAGCUGGAGGACCAGUUUGAGGCCGGCCUGGUGAAUGUGCUGCUGAUCCCAGACAAUGGCACGGGUGGGUCCUGGUCGCUGAAGUCCCACGUUCCCCGGGGUCCGGCUCCCCCACUGCAGUUCUAUCCCCAGGGCCCCCGCUUCAGUGUCCAGGGAAGCCGAGUGGCCUCUUCACUGUGGACUUUCUCCUUUGGCCUCGGAGCUUUCAGUGGCCCAAGGGUCUUUGACAUCCGCUUCCAGGGGGAGAGAAUAGCUUAUGAAGUCAGCGUCCAGGAGGCCUUGACCGUCUAUGGUGGCAACUCCCCCGCGGCGAUGCUGACCCGCUACAUGGACGGCAGCUUUGGCUUGGGCAAGUAUGCCACGCCUCUGACCCGUGGGGUGGACUGUCCCUACCUGGCCACUUAUGUGGACUGACACUUCCUUUUGGAGUCCCAGGCCCCCAAGACAAUACACGAUGCCUUUUGCGUGUUUGAACAGAACCAGGGUCUCCCCCUGAGGCGACACCACUCAGAUUUCUACUCCCACUAUUUUGGGGGCCUUACAGAGACAGUGCUGGUCAUCAGAUCUGUGUCUACUCUGCUCAACUAUGACUAUGUGUGGGAUAUGAUCUUCCACCCCAGUGGGGCCCUAGAAGUCAGAUUCCAUGCCACAGGCUACAUCAGCUCAGCGUUCCUCUUUGGUGCUGCCCAGAAGUAUGGGAACCAGGUUGGGGAGCACACGCUGGGCACUGUCCACACCAGUGUCCACUUCAUGGUGGAUCUGGAUGUAGGACGACUGGAGAACUGGGUCUGGGCUGAGGACAUGGCCUUUGUCCCCAUGGGGGUACCCUGGAGCCCCGAGCACCAGAUGCAGAGGCUGCAGGUGACCCGGAAGCUGCAGGAGACAGGAGCAGGCCUGUACCUGGCCAGCAACCACAGCAACAAGUGGGGUUACCCUCGGGGCUACUGCAUCCAGAUGCUCAGCUUUGCUGGGGAGCCGCUGCCCCAGAACAGCUCCAUGGAGAGCGCCUUCAGCUGGGGGAGGUACCAGCUGGCCAUGACCCGGCGGAAGAAGGAGGAGCCCAGCAGCACCCGCAUCUACAAUCAGUACGACCCUCGGGCCCCCACCAUGGACUUCACCGGCUUCAUCAACAAUGAGACCAUUGCAGGGCAGAAUUUGGUGGCCUGGGUGACAGCUGGUUUCCUGCACAUCCCACAUGCAGAGGACAUUCCCAACACAGUGACCGUGGGGAAUGGUGUGGGCUUCUUCCUCUGACCCUACAACUUCUUUGACCAGGACCCCUCCUUCAAUUCUGCUGACUCCAUCUACUUCCAGAGGGACCAGGAUGCUGGGGACUGUGAGGUCACCUCCCUGGCUUGCCUCCCCCAGGCUGCUUCCUGUGCCCCUGACGUCCCUGCCUUCUCCCACAGGGGCUUCUCUCACAACUAA